This is a messenger RNA of Plasmodium coatneyi, 2550 nucleotides long. Its product is annotated as Vps53-like protein. Gene Ontology annotation, biological process: retrograde transport, endosome to Golgi. The transcript has a single exon. The record is from RefSeq and is a predicted model, not a curated record. Gene Ontology annotation, cellular component: GARP complex. The coding region runs from base 1 to 2550 and encodes 849 amino acids. Lineage: Eukaryota; Apicomplexa; Aconoidasida; Haemosporida; Plasmodiidae.
AUGGGGGGAGUGGACGCCUUCGUGCAGGAGUACAUAAACAGCAACAUCGCCAAGAUUGAAGACGUGGAAAUCCACGUGGAAAAAAUGAACCGAGAAAUAAUGGAGCUCGAUAAAACCAUCAGCGAAAAAGUGGAGAACCACAUCCUCAGCCAAAAUGAGUAUGACCAAAAAUUAAGACACAUAAAAGAAAAAAUGAAAAUAAUUAAUAGGCAAAUGGAACAAGUGGAUAAAAAAACAGAAGAAAGUGAAGAAAUCCUGGUAAAGCUAUGUAAAGAUAUAAAAAAAUUAGACAUAGGAAAAAAAAACGUAACAGAAACGAUUAUUAUAAUGAAAAGAAUUGUUAUGGUUAUCACUGCUAUAAGUGGCUUAAAAAAAAAGGCCCUUAAAAGGGAGUACAGUGGAUGUAUUCCCCUUAUCUCCGUUAUCAAAGAAAUGCUCAUACACAUUUCCGACUUGAGGACAAACGAAAAAUUAAAAACACUAUACAAGGAUGCCAAUAUCCUUUUUGAUGACGUAAAGCAUCAGAUAAGGGAAGACAUCGAUUUGGUGUACGACCCCGAUGUGCACAUAGAGAAGAACCUCAUCAUCGUGAAUGAGGAAAACCACCCCGAAGGAGAAAAAAUGUCCAUCAAUCUGUUCGAUGCAUGCAAUUGUUUAUAUCACUUGGAUGAAAAAUUCGUUUCCAAUGUAGUUAAAAAGUUUUCCAACUUUUUUCUCGAAAAAUACAUUAUCAUUUUUGAGAAUCAAGCAAAUAACUUGGAAGGGAUCGAUAGACGCAUGGCAUGGUUGAAGCGUGCACUAAAUACGUAUGAACAUGUCUAUGCUCAUAUUUUCCCUCCUGUUUAUAAUAUGCCUUACCAUAUUGUCUGCAAAUUCUGCUCCAUCACCAAAAAACACAUUGUUAAAAUUAUGUCUUCCUCUAUCGACCAGAUGAACCCCGUUUCGCUGAUCCAGACUGUCAUUAAGGUGAUUAAUUUUGAAAAUUUCUUAUCCAAAAGUGUGACCUAUUUUACUGAAAAGAGGAUCACCUCGCAUGACGCGUACUCUUCUUUGGACUUUCCCUUCCCAGAGUUGAUAAUGCAGAGGGACGAUCCUUCCCACGAGGAAGAAGAUCGCAGAAAAGAUCAAAUGGACAACACCAAAGAGGAGGGGGAUCCCUUCUUUAGCACUGCCCAUGAUGAUACUAAUUCCCAUUCACCGCAAAACUUCAAGGGAGUCAUGUCAUGCGCGUUCGACAGCUACCUGUGCAGCUGGCUAAAAUAUGAAGAGAAAAAAAUUCUCCAAAAAUUUGAAAACAUAAUAAACGAAGAAAAUAAAGAGGACCUCCUCGACGGAGAUGGGCAUAGUGAAUGCAAAUUGUCCUCCUCAGAAAGGGACCCCCUCCUUGAUGUUAACAAAAUUUUAAAAAAAAAGGAAAACAACACCCCCAAAAUGGACCCCGAAAUGGUGGAAGAAAAACACACCGUGUACAAAUCAGCGUACAAAAUGUUCUACCUCUACAAAAGCUACAUAAACAUGAUUCUUCAAUUUAGCGACUGCCAAACGUUGUACGAUUUUGUGACUUUCUUUAAAACCCUGUUAUUAAAAUAUAGUGAAGAGUUAAACAAAAGAAUUGUAAAAGAAGUGAAGGAGGAAAACAAAAAACAGCACUUCAAAUUACUGUCCAUCAUAAUCAAUACAAGUUAUUACGUAGAGCAAACAAUGAAUGAAGCGUUCGAAAAUCUUGUCAAAGUUAUUGACCCAAUUUAUAAGGACAAAAUUUGCUUCAAAGAAGAGGAACAACAAUUUUUACAAAUAAAAACAAAAUGUAUAAAGGGAAUUAUCGUCUUUGUAGAGAAGAAAAUAAAUUCCAUCAUUUCGAAUAAAGAAAUUGCAAACCUAUUUGACCCACAUGAUGUCCAGGAGAAGACUCCUUACAUAACUAAUAUGGAUCUAUUUCUGCGUGAAUAUUUUUCCUUUUUUAAAAAAAUUUUUAAUGAGACCUACUUGAUUUAUUUACUCGAAAAAACGACCACACUGAUCAUUCAGCAGUUUUAUCAUACCAUUUUUUCGUUUCAGUUCAUGACAAAUGUGACUGCCCAGCAGCUACUUCUGGACUGCCACGAGAUGGAAAAAAUUUUGUUCCAAACGGCCGCUCUGUUGAAUGCGAAAAAGGGGGAACAGCACACCCACGCUGCGCCACACGGAACAGACACACAGACGCAGGCAUUCGCAUUAGCAUCCGCAGCGUCAGACGACGAAUGCAUCAUUCCUCAGACAUACUUCAAUUACGUAAAAAACCAAACGAAAAAAAUAGAAUUUCUAAUAAAAAUAUUUAUCUCUAACAUUUACGAUAUGAAUUCCUUCAACAUGCUGCUCACCGAAAAUAACAACAUUUGCACCAUCGAGGAGAUUGAGAAGAUCCUGUCCCUGAAGGAGGACGGCACGGGGGCGAAGGCCCCCCCGAGAGAACCCAGCCAAAACAAGAACUAUGUGCACGACAUUAAGGAGCGAGGCAUAAAAGCCGCAGAGGAGGUCAAGUUCUUCUUCAACAAGAUUACGAGUAUGUAG